Molecule: messenger RNA, 2799 nt
Organism: Xyrichtys novacula (pearly razorfish)
Lineage: Eukaryota; Metazoa; Chordata; Actinopteri; Labriformes; Labridae
Source: the annotation of a GenBank genome assembly
GGACUCACCGUGUCGAACUUAAUCAAAGAUAAACUUUAACUGCCCCACACCGAAAAGCCGGAUAAACACGCCGACCUGAGAGCUGAAAAAUGUCUUUCUGUAACUUCUUCGGUGGCGAGAAAUACAAGGACCACUUUAAACCAGGUAAUUUUACGAUCUUAAUUUAGUUUACUUCCUGAAAAUUUCUGAAAUUUCACUGGUUACAGACUGUUGAGCAAAAGUAGAGUUUACGUAAACUAACCAGCUAGCCACUUUAAGCUAACGAUUCAUUGUGUUACAGUCACCUAAAACUACGUAUGUCAGACAAGAUUAUUCCGUUUUUACAAAGAGAAUAUGUAAAAACUGCUGAUAGACGUCCUAAAAGUGUAAGAAAGAUUAUUUAAACGGUUGAAGAGCCUCAGUUUGGUACUUUUGUAACCUGUGCUCAGGUUACACAACUAUGUUACAAAAUUAAACACUGUUUAACUUCCUCUUGAGUUAAACCUGCAAUUAAACUCAAAAGAAACUUUACCCGUUUCAUAUUUCAUUUCAUUUCAUUCAGUUAAUAUAGAAAACAUUCAAUACAAACAAGGAAAAGUCUCAAACAACUUUUAACUCUUAUAAGGUCUGCCCCUAUUUAUAGGAUAAAAAUCAACUAAAUACAUAAUAAAAAUAAACAAAAGCUGCGGGCCAACACGCCUUUUUACAGUUCAUUAUGUCUUAUUUUCAAAAACAACCAACUAAACAAACAGAAAAGACCACGUUAAUUCACAUUUUUUCACAAAACAAACAUACCAAGACUUAAAUUAACAUAUUUCCCUGUAUUUACCCAACAUACUAGCUUUGACGCUUUUUUUAAAGAUAAAAUUUGCUUUAGCUUCUUUAGUUUUUUUGUUCAGAUUGUUCCACAAAUUUAUUCCUCUCACUGUAACACAGCGCCCCUUCUGUUUAGUUCUGAAUCUUGGCUUUUUAAAUAUUUCAAAUCCUUUUUAAUUAUAACAACUUUCUCUUUUUUUCAAAUCAGCUCUGGAUGUUGACUGGUAAAAUUUUCCUAUGAGCUUUAUACAUGAUCUGCAACAUACUGAAAUCUACUAACUCAUCUGCAAUUUAACAAACAUAUAUUUAAUUCAAAAGACUCAUUAUUGGCUAAUAUGAUGUAUUAAUGUGCUUAAAAACACAGGUUGGAGAAUACAGAUUUGCUUAAGGAUUGAAAACAAAAGUUGGUGCAUAUUUGAUGGCAUGUCUGAUAAGUCUUUUUUUGUCAAACAAGUUUAUCAAAGUUAUGUCCUGGGUGAGUUUGUUGGUCUUGUUACACAUCAGUAACCAAUCCAUCCAUCCUCUCCUGCCCAGGGAUUUACGUCUGCUCCAAAUGCGACCAUCAGCUGUUCUCCAGCAGAUCCAAGUAUGAGCACUCGUCCCCCUGGCCAGCCUUCACAGAGACUGUCAAAGAAGACAGUGUGUCCAAACACCAAGAGAGACCUGGAGCAUUCAAGGUACAGACUUUAGAACAGGGACUGACCUCAUUUCACACUGACUUCACAUUAAAUUUAUAUGACACUGUGUUUCAAAAUAGUGUAAAAGCACAGCCGUAAUACCCAGACCUCUGAAAGAUUCAGCACCCUGCUGCCUCCAUCAGAGAAAACAGUGAUUGCACACAGUGUAGUUUCCUAAUUUACUGCAAGAAGUCACAACUUCUGCAAUUUGUAAUUGCAAAGGUAAAAUUGUGACACAUUGUGUGACCAUACCAUCAACAUACUGCACAUUAAAAAUUCUAAUCCUAGAGUUGCAUGAUGUGUUGGUACAGGUGCGGUGUGGGAAUUGCGGGAAUGGACUCGGCCAUGAGUUUGUAAAUGACGGACCAUCUAAAGGUGUGUCUCGCUUCUGAAUAUUCAGCAACUCACUGAAGUUUGUCCCUAAAGGUAAGUUCGUUACCUGUAUCUAUCGCCUCUUGUAUUACUUUAAGACAGUUUUAUUGCAUGUUAUAUGACAAAACUGCCAGAAUCAUAUCAUCUUUUUAUAGUUUAUCCACUCAUAAGGUCAUGAGGUUUUUAUUUACGGUGUUGUAUAAUAAAUUAGUCUGGAUGAAGGAUUUCAAUAUUUGGAAACACAAAUCUGUAACUUUUAGUAGACAUUUAAACUUAAUUUGAUCCAUUUUUCCUUCCUCUUUAAAGAGAAGUGUCCUGAACAGUCCUCAGAAAAAAGAACAACCAAAUAAACUCAACACUAACUUUAAAUUAAGAGAAUUUGCUUUAUAUUUGAUAAGUAGCAGAUUUUUAGUUUCAGCAUCAUCUCUGUGUCUCUUCCUUUCUCCACAGAUAAGGUUGAUGGACAGUAAAGUGAGCUGCUAGAGGAAAGCACUACUGGACUUUUAGAUGUUUCUCUGUGCAGCUGCUGAAGGUGCGAUCAGUGGAUGAAGUGUCCUGGGGAAAAGCCCGAUCAGGGAGCACCAGGACACCGAUGAAGGAUGACCUCACUGACCAGCAGCCACAGAGGGAUGGUCACAACACCUUUUAAAUAUGCAAUCAACCAGCUGUGACUACACGAUCACUUUUACCUCCACUGCUACUACUUCAUGGGAAACUUUCCUUCUUUAUUAGAAUAAUGUUAUGAUGUGUUAUUUAUCACCGUCCUGCAGUCUGAGAUUAGAUUAAGGUUUUAAAUAACUGGUACAUACCUGAUGGCCUUUACCUGCUGUGUGUUUUUAUGCUGAGUACAGAAAAAGAUGUUCUUAUAUUUUCACUCUUCAGGGGUUUUAUGAAAAUGAAUCACUUUGACUAAUAUGCAAAUACCUGGAAUAAAUAUUUUCUUAACUUCAAAUGA